AUAGAUGGAGCUGAAAUAUUUUGAAGAAUUUUAAAUAAUUCAAGAUGGCAUCCGUAGCUGAGCCAUUAACACUCCAAAAAGAUGUUAAACGUGCAAUAGAAUUAUUAGAGAAACUCCAAAAGAGUGAGUACAGCUUCUGGCUUGGUGGUGAAGUUCCAAGUCAAAAAUUGGCAGCUCUACAAAAAGUACUUCAAAGUGAUUUCUGUAAUGCAGUAAGAGAAGUGUAUGAACAUGUUUAUGAAACAGUUGAUAUUUCGGGCAGCCCUGAUAUUCGAGCUAGUGCUACUGCCAAAGCAACCGUAGCUGCUUUUGCAGCUAGUGAAGGACAUGCUCAUCCUAGAGUUGUUGAAUUACCAAAAACAGAUGAAGGAUUGGGUUUCAAUGUAAUGGGAGGAAGGGAACAGAAUUCUCCCAUUUAUAUAUCUAGAAUUAUUCCAGGAGGAGUCGCCGACAGACAUGGGGGAUUAAAACGAGGCGAUCAGUUGCUCUCAGUUAACGGAACAAGUGUAGAAGGAGAGAAUCACGAGAAAGCUGUUGAACUACUUAAAGCAGCUCAGGGAACAGUCAAAUUGGUGGUCAGAUAUACUCCAAAAGUACUAGAAGAGAUGGAGAUGAGAUUUGACAAACAACGUGCAAUUCGUCGAAAACAAAACAUUCACUAACUUCAUCUACCAGAUAAAAAUAUUUUAUCUUAGAGAAGACUAUGUACAUAUAUAAAAAUAUAUAUAU
Molecule: messenger RNA, 729 nt
Organism: Centruroides sculpturatus (bark scorpion)
Lineage: Eukaryota; Metazoa; Arthropoda; Arachnida; Scorpiones; Buthidae
Product: protein lin-7 homolog C
Exons: 5
Coding region: 45-662 (205 amino acids)
Biological process (GO): maintenance of epithelial cell apical/basal polarity; protein localization to basolateral plasma membrane; neurotransmitter secretion
Cellular component (GO): cell-cell junction; synapse; basolateral plasma membrane
Molecular function (GO): protein binding
Source: RefSeq, a predicted model, not a curated record